Molecule: messenger RNA, 1779 nt
Organism: Phyllotreta striolata
Lineage: Eukaryota; Metazoa; Arthropoda; Insecta; Coleoptera; Chrysomelidae
Source: the annotation of a GenBank genome assembly
AGAUACUCUAAACGUCAAGUGUCACCGUAUCGUUUGCGACCAAAGUGCCCCGUUUUAGGGUUAGUAUUCAUCUUAUUUUAUAUAUUUUUAAUUCAUUUUAUCCGAUUCCAUUCCGACAUUACGUAAUUUAAGCGAAGACGCACCGUUUGGAGUACUCCAAUCGACAUUUUGCUCGGUAUUUAUCACACAUAGACCUCGCGAAAUAAGCACGGACGUACUUUCGCGUUACCGUGUCGAUUUUAACAUCUACAGAAAGUAUUUUUAGACCGUUCGGUUUGUUCUUUUCGACGUUGUUAAAUAUAGGAAGAUUCCAGACGAUUCUAUUACUUGCUAGAACGAUCAUUCUAAUGCGUUGGAAGUUUCUAUAACAUUAAGUAAAUUUUGUGUGUUUGCAGGAUAGACAUGUCUUUUCCCAGGUCACCGUAUACCGGCUUUCCCUUCGAUGAGGAAACCCCCGAAGAGUUCCCUUUCAAUUCUCCGACGACCAGAGGCGCCAAUUUACAAUCUACGCUUGACGACAUAGCCAGAAGACAUCCGAAAAUCGCCGAGCAUUUGACCAACUUCAACAGCCCUCGAACGGAUCGUUCGAGAUUCCCCUUCGAUAGAGACUUCGAUCGAUACUCCAGACAAUUCUACGAACAUCCCGAGGACCUUUUGCAGUCCAGGGAAUUCCAAAGAAACCCCAGAAGUUUCUACGAACAUCCGGAGGAUCAUUCGCAGGCCCGAGAGCAACACAACACCCAUCCCGAACAGCCGAAAGGCUCCUCUGAUAUCCCCGAAACCCGCCCGGAGCAGUCACCCGGUCAAACCUCCAAUCUCCAGCAAAGCGACUCGUUCGAUUCGACCCGACGACCUCUCGGUGUCGAUGAGAGGAGCCCCAGGUGUUCGUCAGCGCCGCCAGGGGGCGAUAUCAAUAUCGAUCGGGAACUGAAGGAACCUCCGGGAAACAUGGCCCGCGAGCAAGGGAAGCCCGUGGAAAGGAUCAUUCCGAUUCUAUUGGAAGGAAGCGAAGAGCCCAUUGUGCCUAAGACUAGCGGGUCAUCCAGACAGGAGCCCCCGCAGGCGUCGAAUCGUAGAGGUUUCGAUGAAGACCAGCCGGAUCACGCCGGCGCAUCCUCCAAGCAGAACGUAAGUUCCGGGGCUCGAGUACCCGUGCAACAGGACGUUUUAGAGGAGCACGAACAGCCCAAAUUGGAGCAAUCCGAACCGCCCGGGGUCCCUUUGUCGCCCAUCGAGCAAAUCCAGGCGAUUAAACGAGACGUUUCCGAGCUACUGGACGACGUGGAAAAAUUCUCGGGAGCCACCAAAGACAAGAGAUAUUUGUAUUUGGACGAGAUGCUGACGAGGAAUUUGCUGAAAUUGGACGAUAUCGAUACCCAGGGCAGGGAGAACGUGCGAGCGUGCAGGAAAGAGGCCAUAAAGUGCAUCCAGGGGGCCAUUUGCCUGCUGGAGAACAAAGUGAAAUGCGGAGAAUCCGGCAAAUCCGGUCAAUGCGGGAACGUCGAUGAAUCCUCGCAGACCGCCGAUUGUGCUGGUUGUGCCACGGACGAGGCCGGUUCGGAGACUAGGGCGGUUUUAGUGAGUGACGAUGCGGAGAAGAUGGAAAAUAGGGCGGUUUUAGUGAGUGAUAAGGCGGAGACGUCCGAUGCGAAUAAGGAAACGAGGGCUGUGUUGGUGGACGGGCCUCAAGACGAGGCCCCCGUUGAUUCCAAAGGAGUCAAUCCAGCUGUCGGAAAGGUUCAGGAAACGGAUGAUAAGAAGGAGAAUAAAGGAAAAUAG